This is a messenger RNA of Vicugna pacos (alpaca), 6972 nucleotides long. Lineage: Eukaryota; Metazoa; Chordata; Mammalia; Artiodactyla; Camelidae. The record is from RefSeq and is a predicted model, not a curated record.
CCUCCCCUGGGGUGUGAGGGUGUGGAGCCACAUGCCUUUCUAGAUCUACAGUCACGGAGACUCAAGGCCUCUAGGGCGUGCUCCAGUGUCCAUCAGCACGUGGGGCCUCAGGAGUACCCAGAAGGGGGCUCACAUGUACAGCUGGUCCAUCCACACAGGCACCCAGCAGCGCGCCCCCAGGCAAUGUCACCAGGAUCUGAUCCCAGAGGAACACAAACGCCCCAUCCAUCUCCAUGUGUUGAGAGUCAGACGGCCCUCCUCUCCCGGGGGCAGAGAGCUGGGGGGCUAGCUGCCUCUGUGUGUGUGCCCACCCCCAGCACAGGGCAUGUCCUUACCUGGGAAGCCACCUGCGGGCAGAGGGUGGAGGGGGUGCAGAGUGAGAGGUGAGCUGGUCUGCAGCCUGGGAGCUGCGAUCUGCCCCCUUCACCAGGCCCUGCCAAGCUGGGCGCAGUGGGGUCAGGGCCCCGGGUGGAGAGGCUGCCUGCCCCCUGCUGAGAUGCAGCGCAGCCGCCCUUGCCUGCCUGCCAGCUCUCAGGGCAAGGGGCAGGUUGAGGGACUGGCUCCUCCUGCGGCUCUCCCUUGCAGACGUCUGUCCAUCUGUCCAUCAAGAUGAGGCCCCUGGUCCUGUUCGCUGCGCUCCUCUGGCUCGGAGGCUUCUUGGCGCAGGUUAGGUGGGCACUGGAGGUGGGGGAGGUGAGGGGACGCCCUGCUCCCCAGGCCUCCAGGCCCCCUGCUGCUCCGUGGACCCACAGCUGGUCUGCUUCAGGCAGCGGUGCUCCCUCCCAGCCCAGACGAGGACAGAGUGGUCUGCCCCUAGCUGCCGGCCUCCGCAUCUUGGGUAUCCUGCGUGAUGCCCCGUGGCCGGGUCUGGGGUGCCAGAUGAGAGGACAGCCGUCUCUGAUCCUGGCUGGACCCAUAGUGUCUGCCCAUAGCCUCCCACCACCUCCUCCCCACAAGAAGACGAGUGUCCCUCCCUGGAAGGGGGUCCAGGCGGGAAGAGCAGAGGACCACCUCCAACCGUGAACGUGAGUGGCCAGGGGACGUCCGCCAGCCUCGCUCUGAGCUGGGCAGCCCCAGGGCCUGGCAGUCCCAGUCACAUACUCCGUCUAACCCAGCUGAGCCCCCUGGGCUUCCCCGAAGGGCAGCAGCUCCAGACCCACACCAGUGCGUCCAGCUUUGAGUUCCAGGACCUGGUGCCAGGAAGUCAGUACCAGCUGGAAGUGACGGCCCUGCACCCUUGCGGGCAGAACACCACCGUCGUCCUCACUGCCCACACAGGUGCCUGGCCAGCAGGCAGGGGAGGGGCUGCGGGCACUGAUGUGGACACCCUGGAGGGUCGGGGGACAGGGUGCCAAGGAGGGCGAAGUGCCCGAGGACCAUGCCUGGCACAGUGGCCUGUCCAGAGCACUAGCAGCAGGGGCGAUGCCCUGGCCCCGAACGUGGUGCCUCUGCUUCCGGGGCAGCCCCGUCCGCUGUCCAGGCCCUGCGGCUCCACAGCUCUGGGAGCCCGUUCAGCCUGGAGGCCUCGUGGGGCACUGCCCCCGGUGGGCAGGAUGGCUACCAGCUUCUCCUCUACCACCUGGAAUCCCAGGCAGUGGCUCAUAACAUCUCCGUGGCCCCGGGGACCCUGUCCUACAAUUUCAGCGACCUCUUACCAAGCAGCGAGUACCUUUUGGAGGUUACCACCUGGGCCGCCAACCUCCAGGCAAAGACCAGCACCCACCAGUGGACAGGUUAGGCCAGCACUCGGCGAGGCCCCAGGUGGCAGCCAGUCUGGGAGGGGGCAGUGCAGGGCUGUGUGCCAGCGCAGCCGGGCCUCUGGGCUCUGGCUGCUGGGACACUGUUCUGGCCCUUCCUCCAAGCCCACGGCUCUCCCUCCAGCCCCCGAGGCUCCAGGUCAGCUGGCGCUGCGUGCCCUGGGCACCAGUGCCCUGCAGGCCUCCUGGAACAGCUCUCGGGGCGCCGCCUGGCUGCAUCUCGCCCUCACAGACCUCCUUGGUGGCCCCAACCUGAUGGCAGGGAUCAGACGGGGUGUCUCCAGUCACACCUUUGCUCACCUCUCUCCGGGAACCCCCUAUAAGCUGAUGCUCACAGCUGUUGCCGGGCCCCUUCAGACAGUGGGACCCAUCGCCACUGAGUGGACCUAUCCCUCAGCCCCCCUGGACCUGCUGCUCAUGCCCCUGCCCCCAGGGCUCUGUGCCAGCUGGGAGGUGGGGCCCGGGGCCCAGGAUGGCUACCUGCUCAGGCUGAGUGGGCCAGUGGAGAAGACCAUCACUCUGGGCCCCAGGGCCCUUAAUGCCACGUUCUCAGGACCCCUGCCAGCCGGACGCUACACUCUGGAGCUGAGGGUUCUGGCCGGGCCCCAUGACGCCUGGGCCCAGGCCAGUGCCUGGCUGGAGGGUGAGUCUGGGCUAGGGUGGAGGAGGGCGGGGCCCUGCACCAAGAGGCAGGUGAAUCCUCCCUCUCCAGGGACCAUGUCCUCUCCCAACUCUGCAGCCCAGCCUGGACAAGGUGACGGCCCUGAGCUGCCCCGGGACGGGCAGGAGACCAGCGGGGGGCCUGGGAGCCAGACCAUGCUCUACACCGAGGGAGCCCCAGGCCUUCUCAGAAACAUCUCCGUGCCACCCGGUGCCACCCCGGGCACCCUCCAUGGGCCUGGGGGCCACUACCAGGCGGACGUGGUCUCUUCUCUGGGGAACACCACCCAGAGCCUCCCAGGCCACACAGGAUCCCUGGAACCCCAGUCUCUGAAAGUCACUGGCAGGGGCAGCCCCUCUGAGCUGGCCAUUGGCUGGGUCCCAGCACCGGGGCAGCGGGAAGGCUACAGGGUCAGCUGGCACUUGGAAGGCAGCCAGAGGUCACCAGGUGGUCUCGUCGAUGUGGGCUCAGAUCACUCCAGCCUGACGCUGACGGGCCUAGUGCCCGGCUCCUGCUACACCGUGUCUGUGUGGACCUGGGUGGGGAACCUCAGCUCCAGCGUCCAGAGGGCCGGCGCCUGCACCCUCCCUGCACCUCCUGCCAACUUGAGCCUGGGUCUGGCUGCCCAGCCUCCUGUCCUGAGUGCUUCCUGGAGCCCCCCACCGGGGGGGGGCAGGGAUGGCUUCCUCCUGCGGCUUUACCGCCUGAGGCCCCCAGCCCUGGAGGGCCAGGACACUCUGGCCCCCGAGGCACAAAGCUUUUCCUGGGCCCGGCUGCCCCCAGGCACCGCCUUCCUGGUGUGGCUGGCUACCCUGCAGGGACUGGAUGAGAGCAGUGGCGCUAACGCCUCCGGCUGGACGCCCCCCCUCGCCCCUCCUGUGGUAAAUGUGACCAGUGAAGGCCCCACCCAGCUCCGGACAUCCUGGGUCCACGCUCCCGGGGGCCGGGAUGGCUACCAGGUGACCCUGUUCCAGGCAGGCACCCGGGUGGGCUCCAGCACUGUGGGGGCGCAGGUGGACAGCGCCAGCUUCUCAGCUCUCACUCCAGGCACUGAGUAUGAGGUGGCGGUCGUCGCGCAAGCUGGGCCUCUCUGCGGGGCGGCGGCCAACACCUCGGGCUGGACGUCCCCACUGGUGCCCGUUGAGCUGCUUGUGUCGAUGCAGGUGGGCAGUGCCGUGGUCAGCCUGGCCUGGGCCAGCGGCCCCCUGGGGCAUGGUGUGUGCCGCGCCCAGCUCUGCGAGGCUGGGCUCCUCUCCCGGGAGCAGCCCCUGGUGCUGGGCCAAGCCCACCUGGCCCUGAGGGACCUCACACCUGGACGCAACCUCUUCCUGUCGGUGCUGUGCCAGGCAGGGCCACUCCAGGCCUCCACCCACCAUGUGGUGCUGCCUGUGGAGCCAGACCCCGUGGAGGACGUGCAGUGCCGGCCCGAGGCCACCCGUCUGACCCUGACCUGGACAGUGCCCCCGGGGGCCGUGGACACCUGCCUGGUGGUGGCAGAGCAGCUGGCAGCCGGGAGCAGUGCCCAACCAGUCUUCCAGACCGACACCUCUGGGGAUGCCCUGCUGCUAUCUGGCCUGGAGCCCUCCACUCCCUACCGCCUCAGCCUCUCUGUGCGGGGCAGCAAUGGCCUGUGCAGCCGGGCUGUUACCCUGGUGUGCGCCACGUCUGCCCAGGCCUGGCGCCCCCCAGAGCUGGCCCCAGCGCCCCAGCUGGAGCCCGGUUUGGGGACGGGCGUGAUGAUCACACGGGGCAUGUUCGGCAAGGAUGACGGGCAGAUCCAGUGGUGUGGCAUCAUCACCACCACCAGCAUGUCGCUGACUCAGCCGCCCCGGGAGGCUGUCAACCACACGUGGUACGACCACUACUAUGGAGGACACGACUCCUACUUGGCCAUCCUGCUCGCCAACCCCUUCCACCCCGGGCCCUGGGCUGUGCCGACCUCCUGGAGGGUGCCUGUGGAGAUGGAGGACUGCAGCCGGACCCAGGACAUCUGUAACGGGCAGCUCGAGCCAGGUUCCCAGGAUCGGUUCAGUGUCGUGGCGUUCACCCAGUACAGCCCUCCCGAGACCCUCGUCUCCUUCUCCGCCUUCUCAGAGCCCCGGGCCAGUGUGUCCCAGGCGGCCAUGCCCCUUCCUGCAGUGGUGGGCACCGUGGCCGGCUGCGUCCUCUCCCUCUGUGGGGUGCUGGGCCUGCUGUACUGGAGGCGGGCGAAGGCGCAGAGGGCGGAGAAGAAGCUGAGUUCCCCGAAGCGGACUGCUUACAACCUGUGGCGGACCCACCGGCCCAUCCCUGCCCACAGCUUCCGGCAGAGCUAUGAGGCCAAGAGUGCCCAUGCCCACCAGGCUUGCUUCCAGGAGUUCGAGGAGCUGAAGGAGGUGGGCAAGGAGCUGCCCAGGCUGGAGGCCGAGCACCCAGCCAACGCUGCCAAGAACCGCUACCCACACGUGCUGCCCUAUGACCACUCCCGGGUCAGGCUGGCCCCUCUGGACGGAGAGCCCCACUCUGACUAUGUCAAUGCCAGCUUCAUCCCGGGCUACACCCACCGGCAGGAAUUCAUUGUCACCCAGGGGCCCCUCAAGAAGACCCUGGAGGACUUCUGGCGGCUGGUGUGGGAGCAGCAGGUCCACAUCAUCAUCAUGCUGACCGUGGGCAUGGAGAAUGGGCAGGUGCUAUGUGAGCACUACUGACCAGCCAACCCCACCUCCGUCACCCAUGGGCACAUCAUCGUCCACCUCCUGGCAGAGGAGCUGGAAGAGGAGUGGACCAAGUAGGAGUUUCAGCUGCAGCACGCUGCCCAGCAACCAGCACGGAGGGUGAAGCAGCUGCAGUUUACCACCUGGCCCGACCACGGCGUCCCCGAGACCCCCAGCUCCCUGCUGGCCUUCGUGGCUCUGGUCCAGGAGCAGGCCAGGGCCGCCCAGGGCACGGGGCCCCUCCUGGUGUACUGCAGCGCAGGCGUGGGCCGCUCCGGCACCUUCGUGGCCCUGUUGAGGCUCUUGCGGCAGCUGGAGGAGGAGCAGACGGUGGACGUGUUCCACGCAGCAUACACACUGCGGCUGCACCAGCCCCUCAUGAUCCAGACCCCGAGCCAGUACGUCUUCCUGCACAGCUGCCUCCUGAGCAAGGUCCUGGAAGGGCCCUCCAGCUCCUCUGGGUACGAGCCGCGCCAGGAGCCCUUGUUGGGCGGGGCCAGAGGCCUGGGGCCCACCCCUCUCACCAACAGGCCGCCGACUCCUGUCCACAGCAGGGCCGCGAAGACAGGAAGCUGGGGAGCCUCAGGUGGCACCCGUGCUGCCCGCGAGGCCCCCAGGCCCCAGCCCAUCCCCGUGGGGAACUUCGUGCAGGCGUGCACUCUCAGGGCGGCUGACACCAACGCUGGCUUCACUGGGGAGUACAAGCUCCUGCUCCAGGCCCUCAAGGACCAGGUCGGCUCUGCUACGACCCCUCCUGGCUGUGAGCAGGAGCACUCAGGGGACGUGCAGGGCGGGCCUUCUGGCCACGACCCCAUGGUGCUGACUGGCCCGAGAGGGCCUGAGGAGCUGUGGGAGCUGGUGUGGGAGCACGGGGCCCGCGUGCUGGUCUCCCUGUGCCCGCCGGACGUCCAGGAGAAGCGUGGGAGCAGGAAGGAGAGGCCGGUGCAGCGGCUGCAGCUUCCCCGUGGGGAGCCAGGGCAGGAACUCCCAGCUGCCACGCUGCUGCCCUUCCUGGCCGCCGUGGGCCAGUGCUUCUCCCGGGAAGCGGAGAAGCCAGGCACGCUGCUCAGCCACUCCAGGUGCUGCUGGACGGGGACUGGGGGAGUGGGCAGAACCCCUCACUGCCUCCCCGAGGGCCUCACAUCCCACUGAGCCCAGCUUAGAAGGACACAGCCCCCCUCCUCACUCAGCCUGACAUCAUUCAGGAAUCUGCCCCCAUCCUACUGGGGCCUGGGGUUGGUUGGCCGUGCCUAGCGUCUCUCCCUGGUCCCCAGGCCCAGGCUGGGUUCUCCCAUCUCCCUGGGUACCUGGCCCUCCUCCUUGCCCCCUAAGGUCCCCCCUCCAACUCAAAACCAAUUGCAGCAAGGGUGCGGCCCAGCUGGGCACCUUCCUGGCCAUGGACCAGCUGCUGCAGCAGGCAGGGGCUGAGUGCACCGUGGACGUCUUCACCGUGGCCUUGCAGCAGUCAGAGGCCUGUGGCCUCAUGAUCCCAAUUCUGAUGAGAGGCGAUCAGGGGCUCAGCCUUGGGAAGGGUUGAAGGGUAGGGAAGGUCCUGCUCCAGCUGCAGGGGGCCUCUGGGCAGCGCCAUAGGAGCAGCCACCAGGUGGCAUUGGCGACCACUGCUCUCAGGUGAAGGCACAGGGAGACUGUCCUGCUGUGCCCUCACUGUGUCCUCGCGGUGUCCUCGCGGUGUCUGCCCCCAGCAGCAGUACAUCUAUCUCUACAACUGUCUGAACAGCGCGCCCCUGGACGGGCUGCCCUGAGUCGGCACUGGUCACUGCUGUGCCCGCCGGGAGGGCAGGCUGCACGCUUGGCCCAAAGCUGGGAAGGGGCUGAGUCGGGGAAUAAAGGAUGUGGUCAA